Messenger RNA from Cuculus canorus (common cuckoo), 2934 nucleotides. It is a transcript of the gene AMIGO1, whose product is annotated as adhesion molecule with Ig like domain 1. NCBI's taxonomy places the organism in Eukaryota, Metazoa, Chordata, Aves, Cuculiformes, Cuculidae. Gene Ontology annotation, molecular function: protein binding. Gene Ontology annotation, biological process: brain development. The coding region runs from base 968 to 2443 and encodes 491 amino acids. The transcript has a single exon. The record is from RefSeq and is a predicted model, not a curated record.
GACACCACCACCCGUGACACCGGGUGACACCACCGCCACCGGUGCUGUUGCACCAACUGAAGACCAAGCGUGGUGCUCGCCGUAACACCAGGUGGUCAAAGCCACCACCAUCCCUGGUGACGCUGGGUGACAAUGCCACGCUAUGCUGCGUUAACAGGUGACCAAGCUGCUCUGCCGUGACACCAGGUGAGCAGCAAGCCCGGUACACGCUGUGACACCGCGUGAUCAAGCCACCCUACGUCGUGACAUCAGGUGAGCCGUGAGCCCGGUACAGACUGUGUCAUUGGGUGACCAAGUCAACCUACGCGGGGACGCUGGGUAAGCAGCGAGCUUGGUGACACGAGGUGACCAAAGCCAUGCCAUGCCACCACACUGGGUGACCAAGACACCCGGCACCGUGACACCCGGUGAGCAGCACGUUCAACGUGUGUUGUGACACCAGGUUGACCAAACCACCCUGUGCCAUAACACCGGGUGGCCAAAGCCACCACAUAGCGUGUGCUGUGACACAAGAUGACCAAAGCCAUGCCAUGCCGCCACACUGGGUGACCAAGUCACCUUGUGCCGUGACAGCGGGUGAACGGUGAGCCCAGCGCAUGCCAUGACACGGGGUGACCGCAGCUACGCCGUAGUGUGUGCUGUGACACCAAGUGGCCGAAGACACCCUGCAUCGUGACACCGGGGGACCGAGCCACUCUGUGCCGUGACAGCAGGCAAGCAGCUGGCCUGGCACAUGUGACACUGGGUGACCAAAGCCACCCCACAGCACAUGCUGUGACACUGGGUGAGAAAGCCACCCCCCUCCGCAGCAUCGGGUGACCACGCUGGUGAGCAGUGAGCUCGGUGCAUGCUGUGACACUGGGUGACCGAAGCCACCCUGUGCAGCCCACCCUGUGGCCCCAGCCCACUGCUCUGGGUGUCACGGGCUGGUGCCCCAUCCCCAGCGCCCGUGGGGCACAACGCGGCCAUGGAGGGAGCUGGGGGUCCGGGGUUCCCUCUGCCACUGCUGCUAGUGCUGGCGCUGCUCCUGCCGUGGGGCUCGGCUGGUGGGACCUGUCCCCCGCACUGCGUCUGUGCCUCCAACAUCCUGAGCUGCUCGCAGGCGGCGCUGAGCUCGGUGCCGUCGCACCUGCCCCGCUUCACCGCCGUCCUCGACCUCAGCCACAACAACGUGAGCCGGCUGCGCGCGGACUGGACGCCCAGGCGGCUGGCGCACCUCCACGCCUUGCUGCUCAGCCAUAACGGGCUCUCCUUCAUCUCCACCGAAGCCUUCACCCACGUCCCCCAUCUGCGGCACCUGGACCUCUCCUCCAACCGGCUCCGAGUGCUGGAGGAGAACCUCUUCAGUGACCUGACCGAGCUGGAGGUCCUCCUCCUCUACAACAAUGAGAUCUCCACCUUGGACCGCACCGCCUUCGAAAACCUUGCCCGCCUCCGUAAGCUUUAUCUGGGCCGAAACCGCAUCACCCGCUUCCCGCUGGAGCUGCUGCGCGAUGGCAGCCGCUUGCCGCAGCUGGCCCUGCUCGACCUCUCGGCCAACCGCCUGCGCAGCGUGCCCGUGGGCGAGCUGCAGGCGCUGCCCGCCUGGCUGCGUGACCGCCUCUACCUGCACGGCAACCCGCUGGCCUGCGACUGCCUGCUUUUCCAGCUGGUCGCCCGCGGGCAUCACCGCCGGUUGAGCGCCGUGAUGGAUUUCCAAGAGGAGCUGCGGUGCUCCUUGCCUGCCACGCCGGCGCCCAUUGAGAUCAGCAUCCUCGACUUGGCCGGCCGGCAACCGCUCAACUGCAGCGAGGCGCAAGAAGCGGUGCUGGAAGCCCACCUGGGUGACACCAUCGCCUUAAGCUGCGACACGCGGUUGCAAGGGGUGCGCAGCCGGCACUGGGUGACACCGGGAGGCGAACGGGUGUUGGAGGAAGGGGGCAAUGGCAGCGCCGCUCUCCUGGCGAACGGCAGCCUGCAGCUGCGGGCACUGCGCCCCGAGGAUGCCGGCACCUACGCCUGUUGGGUGGCGGGUCCUCUCCUCAACGAGACGGUUUACGUGGAGCUUCUGGUGCACAACUUCACCCUGCACGGCCCCCACGACACCCUCAACACCGCCUACACGACGCUGGUGGGCUGCAUCCUCAGCGUGGUGCUGGUGCUCAUCUACCUGUACCUCACCCCUUGCCACUGCUGCUGCUGCCGCGGCACCGAAAAGUCGCCGGCACCCCGCGACGACAGCAUCAACUCCUCCGUUCUCAGCGCCACCCCAAAUCACGCCGCCGGUAUCCCUGGGGAGCCUUGUCGGUCCCGCUCAGCCUCUGCCACCGGCCCGGGGCAGAACGGCAGGUUCAAAAGUGGGGGGACCCCGCAGCCGCCCCCCCGGCACCCUAAGGCACAGAGGAAGGUGUCAGAUCCGGACUCGGUCAGCUCCGUCUUCUCCGAUACCCCCAUCGUGGUGUAGUGGGGGGACAUCACAGGGAUGGUCCCCAGGACACCCCGUCCUCAAUGGAUGCGUUGCAGCCAGGAGGGAAAGCCUGGAGCCCCCCCCCUCGUCGUGUCCCCAGCUUGAGGGGGACACACCUGCCCUCGCCCCCCCGCGUUGCCGCUCCCACCCACCCCGGCUUCCGCCAGGGUCACCAUCACCGCACUGGGACUGCGAGGGACAAGGGGGGGUCUGUGGGGACACUGCAGGACUGCAGGUGCCAGCACUGGUACUGGAUUAAUGGGUGCCCCCCCCCCGCUUGGGGACAGCAGCACCCCCACACUGUGCCACUUGGCUCCUGGGGGGGUCUCACACCCCCUCCCCACAGCGCUGCUCCCCCCGCGCCCUCCUGGCAUGCGUCCUGCGAAGCACGAGUCCCCACAUCAGGGGAUGUCACCCCCUUGGGGACACAUGGGGUGCAACCCCCCCACCCCCCAAACACCCUCCUGCACCCACAGCUGCAAGCAGAG